AUGGGGUCCCCCAGGAUUGAGGCUGUGGUCAAGGAGCGGCACCAGAUGGCCGAGUGCCCGGUGUGGGAGGAAGAGACCGGCCAGCUCAUGUACGUGGACAUCAGCACCACGCUUGACCUGACAGGACCAGGGCUGUGGGAGCAUGGCCAGAGCACAGGCACCACGCUUGACCUGACAGGACCAGGGCUGUGGGAGCAUAGCCAGGGCACAGAGCCCACAGAGCCAGGAGUGUGGGAGCCUGGCCAGGGCGCCCUGUACACGCUCUAUGCAGAUGGCUCGUCUCUGGACCACCGCACUUUCUACCACGUGGACAGCCUGGACUAUGCUGUGAGGGCCUACGACUAUGACAUGCAGACUGGAGCCAUCGGGACUGUGCUUAAAACGGUGGACAUGCCUGUGUCCAGGAUCACCUCCUGCUGCUUUGGGGGACCUCACUACUCGGACCUGUAUGUGACCUCAGCAUCUGAUGGCCUGAGUGCUGACCAGCUCUCCCAGGAACCCCAGGCUGGAUGCAUCUUCAAGACAUGGAGCUGGCAGGAGAGCAAGUGGGAACUGAGAGGGAUCCCCUGGUCUCCAGAGAGCAAUGCCAACUGGAUGUCACGGCUGUGCCCUCGCCUCUGGGAUGUGCCCCUGCACCACCUGUCCAUCCCAGGUAGCCACGACACAAUGACCUACUGUCUCAACAAGACCCCCAUCACUGGUGACCAGCCCAAGACCCUGCAGGUCCUCAGCAAGCUGCUGCCCUGCAUCAUUCGGCCCGUGGUCCUCAAGUGGUCAGUGACUCAGGCACUGAACAUCACGGAACAGCUAGACGCGGGCGUCCGGUACCUGGACCUGCGAAUGGCCCACAUGGAGGGCGGUCCUGAGAAAAAUCUGCACUUUGUCCACAUGGUCUACACCACCGCGCUGGUGGAGGACAUGCUGACUGAGAUCUCCGAGUGGCUGGAGACCCACCCCCGCGAGGUGGUCAUCCUGGCCUGCAGGAACUUUGAGGGCAUGACGGACAACCUGCACGAGUACCUGGCCACCUGCAUCAGGAACAUCUUCGGGGACAUGCUGUGUCCUCGCGGGGACGUGCCGACGCUGAGGCAGCUGUGAACCAGGUGCCAGCAGGUGGUCGUGUCCUAUGAGGACGAGGGCUCCCUGAGGUGGCACCCGGAGCUGUGGCCGGCCAUCCCCUACUGGUGGGGGGACAAGGUGAAGACGAAGGACCUCAUCCAAUACCUAGAGUCCAUGAAGAGCGCCGCCGCCCGGGUAAAUGGACUGUUUGUGGCCGGCAUCAACCUGACUGAGAACCUGGGCUACGUGCUGGCCCACCCGGCCGAGUCCCUCAAGACCAUGACCCUGCCCAGCCUCCCGCAGCUGACCGCCUGGGUGCGUAACCAGUGCCCGGGGCCCGGCGUCCACUGCACCAACAUCAUCGCCGGCGACUUCGUCGGGGCGGGCGGCUUCAUCGGAGAGGUCAUCCGGCUCAAUGACAAGCUGCUCGUGGGCUGA
This is a messenger RNA of Elephantulus edwardii (Cape elephant shrew), 1497 nucleotides long. It is a transcript of the gene PLCXD1, whose product is annotated as phosphatidylinositol-specific phospholipase C, X domain containing 1. Gene Ontology annotation, molecular function: phosphoric diester hydrolase activity. Gene Ontology annotation, biological process: lipid metabolic process. The record is from RefSeq and is a predicted model, not a curated record. NCBI's taxonomy places the organism in Eukaryota, Metazoa, Chordata, Mammalia, Macroscelidea, Macroscelididae.